GGGGCGGGGUUGCUGUUGCCUUAGAGGGAUUGCAUUACUUGGAGUGUGGUGCACACACACAUACACACACACACAGGUGUGUUUCUGUGUGUUAGUCGCUUCCUGUAGCUGCUUCCUUGCUUCUCUGGGACUCACAUGCAUAACGUCAUAUAUAUAAAUGUAUAAAUAUAUAUUUUAUUUUUUUUUUUAAUUCCCUGGAGCUUCUGGUCCCCAUGGGUCCCUUCUGUCGACCACAGAGGGAAGACUUGUCCGUCGCCCUAUUCCCACAUCCAUAAUUUUUUUUUUUACAUCAAUAUAAAGAUAAAAGAAAAAAAUUGUGCUUGCUUUAUUACUGGGGAGGGCUCCAGGAGAGAGGGCAAGGACUAGAUUCUUAGGACUGGUGGGAAAAGGGGACAACUUUAAUGUUUAUUCUUUUUGUUUUGUUUUGAGAGAGAGAGAGAAGGGGGGAGCAGGAGAAAGGCAGAAAGAGAGGAAGGCACGGAGUCCGAAGCAGGCUCCAGGCUUCGAGCUGUCAGCACAGAGCCUGACACGGGCCUCAAACCCACAAACCGUGAGAUCAUGACCUGAGCUGAAGUCGGACGCUUAACCAACUGAGCCACCCAAGUGCCCCAGAAGGGGACAUCUUUAUCUUUGAAUCUCCCAAUUUACUCUCUCCAACCAGAACUAGUUAGGAUCGAAACGGACAAGAUUUAUCCUUCCUCAGAGUCCAGGAGCACCUCAGAAAUAGUGUCUCCAUCUGAGUGCAAUGUUUCUUCCAAAAUCAACUCUUCAGGUUUCCAAUCUCAGGAACAGGCUCCUACAGCUGAGAACCCAGGCACUGGCUCUUCACCGACUUCUGUCAGUGGCUCACCAGCCACUGUCUGUCCUUCCUUCAACUGUCCCCUUCUCCAGGCUCCUGACCUAGCUCAGGUAUUUUGUUUCUCCUGAACUAGCAUCUCAGCCUCCCCCUUGACUAGCCCACCCCUAGCCCACCUUGGCCCCAGAGGGAUGCUUGUAGCAUCCAGGUCUGAUACUGCCCUCCCCUGCUCAAAUCCUUCCACAUCCUACUACCCACUGCCUACAGGUAAUACCAAAGCUCCAGUCUGGGCCUUCAGGAUCUGACCCUGCCUGCGUUGCCAUCAUCAGCUCCUUCUUUCCUUUAGUUCUAAGCUCCCUGACAACCCUUCCACAGAAGACCUCGAUAAAGAGCAAACGAAUUACUCCGAGGGAGGGAGGGGUCCCCCCCCCCCCCUCCGGAAGGGCGGGAAAGGCUAAUUGGAACAGACGCACCGAUUUCCAGCCAGGAGAAGUCUCCUUUUGAUCUGUGCAGCGUGCACCCCAGAAUUCCGACCUACACCGAUGCCUGCCUCCUGCAAGGGCGUCUCGCCCCCUCCCCACCCCAUCCCAUGCUUGAACCCACUCUGGAAGGCACCAGAGAGAGCAGCUCCAGACCCCGGGGGUGGUGUGCUGGUGAUGGAGGAAAGCAGCCAAGCAGACCAAGAAAGGGGGCUCUGAGGCAGAAGGUGGUCCACGAAGUCAAGAGCCACAAGUUCACCGCCCGCUUCUUCAAGCAACCAACCUUCUGCAGCCACUGCACAGACUUCAUCUGGGGCAUUGGGAAACAAGGCCUGCAAUGUCAAGUUUGCAGCUUUGUGGUUCAUCGACGAUGCCACGAAUUUGUGACCUUCGAGUGUCCAGGCGCUGGGAAGGGCCCCCAGACGGAUGACCCCCGGAACAAGCACAAGUUCCGUCUGCACAGCUACAGCAGCCCCACCUUCUGCGACCACUGUGGCUCCCUUCUUUAUGGGCUGGUGCACCAGGGCAUGAAAUGCUCCUGCUGCGAAAUGAACGUGCACCGCCGCUGUGUGCGCAGCGUGCCCUCUCUGUGCGGGGUGGACCACACGGAGCGCCGAGGGCGCCUGCAGCUGGAGAUCCGAGCACCGACCGCGGAUGAGAUCCACGUCACAGUUGGUGAGGCCCGUAACCUUAUCCCAAUGGACCCCAAUGGUCUGUCUGACCCCUACGUGAAGCUGAAGCUCAUCCCAGACCCUCGGAACUUGACAAAGCAAAAGACCCGGACCGUGAAAGCCACGCUAAACCCUGUGUGGAACGAGACCUUUGUGUUCAACCUGAAGCCAGGAGACGUGGAGCGCAGGCUUAGCGUGGAGGUGUGGGACUGGGACCGGACUUCCCGCAACGAUUUCAUGGGCGCCAUGUCCUUCGGGGUCUCGGAGCUGCUCAAGGCACCUGUGGACGGCUGGUACAAGUUACUGAACCAGGAGGAGGGCGAAUAUUACAAUGUGCCAGUGGCUGAUGCUGACAACUGCAGCCUCCUCCAGAAGUUUGAGGCCUGUAACUACCCCCUGGAACUGUACGAGCGGGUGCGGAUGGGUCCCUCUUCCUCUCCCAUCCCCUCCCCAUCCCCUAGUCCCACGGACUCCAAACGCUGUUUCUUUGGGACAAGCCCUGGACGUCUGCACAUCUCUGACUUCAGCUUCCUCAUGGUUCUAGGAAAAGGCAGCUUUGGGAAGGUGAUGCUGGCUGAGCGCAGGGGCUCUGAUGAGCUCUACGCCAUCAAGAUCCUGAAGAAAGACGUGAUCGUCCAGGAUGAUGAUGUGGACUGCACCCUGGUGGAGAAGCGCGUGCUGGCCCUGGGGGGCCGAGGCCCGGGAGGCCGGCCCCACUUUCUCACCCAGCUGCACUCCACCUUCCAGACCCCGGACCGUCUGUAUUUUGUGAUGGAGUAUGUCACCGGGGGCGACCUGAUGUACCACAUCCAGCAAUUGGGCAAGUUUAAGGAGCCCCAUGCAGCGUUCUACGCAGCAGAAAUCGCCAUCGGCCUCUUCUUCCUUCACAAUCAGGGCAUCAUCUACCGGGACCUGAAAUUAGACAACGUGAUGCUGGAUGCUGAAGGACACAUCAAAAUCACUGACUUUGGCAUGUGUAAGGAGAACGUCUUCCCUGGGACCACCACCCGCACCUUCUGUGGGACCCCAGACUACAUAGCUCCUGAGAUCAUUGCCUACCAACCCUAUGGAAAGUCUGUUGAUUGGUGGUCCUUUGGGGUUCUGUUGUAUGAGAUGUUGGCAGGACAGCCCCCUUUCGAUGGGGAGGAUGAGGAAGAGCUGUUUCAGGCUAUCAUGGAACAAACCGUCACUUACCCCAAGUCACUUUCCCGGGAAGCUGUGGCCAUCUGCAAGGGGUUCCUAACUAAGCACCCAGCGAAACGCCUGGGCUCAGGGCCGGACGGGGAGCCCGCCAUCCGUGCUCAUGGCUUUUUCCGCUGGAUGGACUGGGAGCGGCUGGAACGACUGGAGAUCGCGCCUCCGUUCAGACCCCGUCCGUGUGGACGCAGCGGCGAGAACUUCGACAAGUUCUUUACGCGGGCGGCGCCAGCGUUGACCCCCCCAGACCGCCUUGUUCUGGCCAGCAUCGACCAGGCCGAUUUCCAAGGCUUCACCUACGUGAACCCGGAUUUCGUGCACCCCGACGCCCGCAACCCCGUCAGCCCGCCGCCGGUGCCAGUCAUGUAAUCUCACCUGCCACCACUAGGUGUCCCCAUUGCUCCCUCCCCGCACCAGUCUUACACCUUCCCCCCCAACCCCCACCUCCACCCCCUUUCCGAUUUAGAUCUUGCUCCCCAGCAUUCUGGCCUCUGCCCCGUGGGUGCUAGAUGCCCCUCCCAAGCGUUCCUGGCAUUCUAAGCUCCAUACAGUCUCUGGAGCCUCACUGUGUUCUAGACUCUGCUGUGCUGAGCCCGGGAUUCUCACCCACCUUGGUGUUCUGGACUCUGCGCUACCAGAACCUUCACCACGGUCCCAACUCCGUGGGGUUCUAGACUCUGUGUUGGUAGAAUCUCUGUCUCUCCUUUUUUUUUUUUUUUCUUCUCCUUUCUUUCUGGGAAAUAGUCUCAUGGGGUGGGCUGUUCUAGACUUGGAUUCUAGAACAACCCUUCACCUCUGACCUGCCCCCCACUCCCCCCACCAACGACGUCCACCCCAUUCUGGAGUGAGUGGGAGGCUGUGCCCCCACGCUCCCGUGCGCCUCGUCCACACUCUAGGGAUUCCUGGGAUGGAUGAAGGAUCCCUACCCCAGCUGUUCUCAAUCAGCUUUUGUUCUAGAAGCCCCUACCCCGAACCCGUCACUGCUCGCCUGCCAGGUGCAUGGCUCCAGUCCUGCUCGGAACCUCCUCCACCUCCCCUCCCUCUUCCCCUUCCCCCCCUUCCCGUGCCUGCCACUCUGGGGGGGGGGGGCUCUGUCCUCCUCCCCCUGCCCACUGCCCUCUUCUUUGGCUCUCUCGCCCGGCCACAGCUGCUGGAGAAUAAAUUUGGGAUGCUGAUGCUGGGUGUUGGGAUGUUUUCUUCUAAAGCUUGAAGAAGGA
Molecule: messenger RNA, 4360 nt
Organism: Panthera uncia (snow leopard)
Lineage: Eukaryota; Metazoa; Chordata; Mammalia; Carnivora; Felidae
Gene: PRKCG
Product: protein kinase C gamma
Exons: 19
Coding region: 1386-3512 (708 amino acids)
Biological process (GO): protein phosphorylation
Molecular function (GO): diacylglycerol-dependent serine/threonine kinase activity; ATP binding; zinc ion binding
Source: RefSeq, a predicted model, not a curated record